AGGUGGAGAGAGCGCGCGAGACACAAUUGUGAAUCGCUCUCACAGUCCAGCAGAUAGGUGCUGCAAACGCACGCUGCGUACAUGCAUGUGUUGAGUGGGCGCUUGGAUUGAGAAUGCGGGAAAGAAGGAGGAUUCUCACGUAAUAAUUCACCGACAUUUUCCAAUAUCUACAUCGGGAAUUACAAUUGUCCUUGUUUGUUUCAUUUUUUUUUAUUCCCUCACUAUCAGUUUUUUUGUACUCUAUCCGUAUUGCUUGCGACUGUGAGAACUAACGUUAACUACUUACGGGCUGCUUGUUAUAAGUGAGUGAAUGUAGAGAAGAAAUCAGAGUGCACGGAUGCUGCUUGGAUAGGCUGCUGGACACAUAAUGUGUUGCUUAUACGCUGUUUCAAGGCAUGAUAAGAUAUUCGGAAUCGUUAUGAAUUCAUGACAUAGGAUAUAACCAGACUGAACGGACUGUUAAAGAAACAUUUAUUCGUUGCUGGAAAAAAGGGGUGAGGAUAAUCCCCCCCACCCCACCCACAAAAAAAAUGAAGAAAAGUAUAGCGGGUGCACUUGCUCUCAUUCACUGCAGUUGAAGCGGUGUUGGAGUGCGUCCGGAGUAUGAAGUCUUACACAUCCUGAAACGAAGGACUUCAAAUUAACCGAGAAGGAAAAUUAUGUUUAACAAAAACAAUAGCAGCAAGUAAACGUCAUCCUCAUUCGAUUCAAGGCUUUAUAAUCCAGUUAAGACAUUGCGGGGAACAAUGAGGACUACUGGCGCAGUGGACUAUAUAUGCUACAGUAUACUCCUCCUGCAGCUGCUGAAUCAGCCCGAUGCCAAGCAAGUGUUGCGAUAUCGCUUGGCUGAGGAGGGACCCGCCGAUGUCAGGGUAGGGAACGUAGCCAAAGACCUCGGAAUCGUCGCCGGGUCUGGUGAGGUUACGUUUACCCUCGAGUCCGGCUCUGAUUUUUUCAAAAUAGAUAAUAUAACAGGUGAGCUGACCACUAAUGAACGGCGGAUAGACCGUGAAAAAUUACAGCAGUGCCAAAUGAUAUUUGAUGAAAACGAAUGUUUCAUAGAUUUUGAAGUGUCAGUAAUUGGACCGGCUCAGAGCUGGGUUGACCUGUUCGAGGGGAAAGUCAUUAUUUUAGACAUAAAUGACAACACCCCGUCUUUCCCCUCUCCUGUUCUGACACUGUCAGUGGAAGAGAACAGACCGAUUGGCACUCUCUAUCUCCUGCCCACUGCCACCGACAGAGAUUUUGGCAGGAACGGAAUUGAGAGAUAUGAGCUUAUUCAGGACAGCGGGGAGAGCUCCAGGCGCCUGGGUUCGAACUCAGGGGGACGCGGAGUGGACAGCAGGAGAUUUGAUGAGGGGGCAGCCAGGAGCAGCGUCUUUGAACUGCAAGUUGCUGACACAACUGAUGGGGAAAAACAGCCGCAGCUCAUCAUUAAAGGAGCGCUGGACAGGGAGCAGAGGGACUCUUAUGAGCUCACCCUGCGUGUUAGGGAUGGGGGCGACCCCCCACGCUCCUCCCAGGCCAUCCUGAGGGUGAUGAUCACUGAUGUGAAUGACAACAGCCCCCGCUUUGAGAAGGCUGUGUAUGAGGCUGACCUGCCAGAGAACAGCUCCCCUGGUGCCCCCAUCCUGCAGCUGAAAGCAGCUGACGCAGACGUUGGGGUGAACGGUCAGAUUGAGUACGUAUUUGGUGCGGCCACAGAGUCAGUGCGUAGGCUGCUGAGGCUGGACGAGGGCUCGGGGUGGCUUAGCGUGCUCCAUCGUAUUGACCGCGAGGAGGUGAGCCAGCUGCGCUUCACGGUAAUGGCAAGGGAUCGAGGUCAGCCACCCAAAAUGGACAAGGCAACCGUGGUCCUCAACAUCAAAGAUGAGAACGACAACGUGCCUGCUAUCGAGAUUCGUAAGAUCGGACGCAUUUUCUUGAAAGAUGGUGUGGCCAAUGUGGCAGAGGAUGUAGUGGUGGACACGCCUAUAGCUUUAGUCCAGGUGUCAGACCGCGACCAGGGCGAGAACGGCAUCGUGACCUGCACUGUGGUGGGUGACGUGCCCUUCCAGCUCAAACCGGCCAGUGAGAUUGAGGGUGAGAUGAAUAAGAAGAAAUACUUUCUCCAUACAUCAGCCCCGCUGGACUAUGAGGCCACACAGGAGUACAACGUGGUCAUCGUGGCUGUGGACUCAGGAAGCCCUAGCCUGGCCAGUAAUAACUCGCUUAUCGUGAAGGUGGGAGACUUCAACGACAACCCACCCAUCUUUAGCCAGAACGUGGUGGAGGUGUCCUUUCUGGAAAACAAUGCCCCAGGCGAGAGGGUGACCACAGUGCAGGCAAUCGAUGCUGACAGUGGCAAGAAUGCAGAAAUCGCCUACUCCCUCGUCUCCUCUGUAAAUGGGAUAUUCUCCAUUGAUGCAGACAGUGGUGACAUCAGAGUAAACACCAUUCUGGACAGGGAGCAAACAGAGAGGUAUGAGUUCAAAGUGAUAGCUAAAGAUAAGGGCAUGCCCAUACUUCAGGGGUCAGCCACUGUGGUGGUCCUGGUGGCAGAUAAGAACGACAAUGAGCCAAAGUUCAUGCAGGACGUGUUCACCUUCUACGUCAAAGAGAACCUAACACCCAACAGCCCUGUUGGCAUGGUGACCGUCAUUGACGCUGACAAGGGCCAGAACGCUGAAAUGAGCCUCUUCAUCGAGGAAGAGGAGGAUAUCUUCUCCAUUGAGAAUGACACAGGAACCAUUUUCUCCACCAUGUCAUUUGACCGCGAGCAGAAGACUUCAUACACGUUUAGGGUCAAGGCUGUGGACGGUGGAGACCCACCCAGAUCCGCCACAGCCACCGUGUCACUUUUUGUGAUGGACGAGAACGACAACCCGCCAACCGUCACCUUCCCCAUCAACAGCACUUACACUCUCCUGCCCCCCUCCAGCAACGUCAGGACUGUAGUACGAACCGUCAUAGCCACUGAUACGGACACAGGGAUCAACGCUGACCUGAACUACAGCAUCAUCGGUGGAAACCCCUUCAAACUGUUUGAUAUUGACGGAGGCAGCGGGGUCAUCUCCCUGGUGGGGAAGCUGGAGCAGAAACACUAUGGCCUCCAUCGACUCGUGGUUCAGGUGAACGACAGCGGGCAGCCCUCCCAGAGCACCACUACCCUUGUGCAUGUCUAUGUCAAUGAGACCCUCUCCAACUCCACCAUCGUAGAGGCCCAGGUGGCCAAGAGCCUGGGUACGCCGCUCAAUACCAACAUCGCUGGUGACCCCAACUACGACCUGGGUAAGCAGCGGCUGAGCAUCGUCAUCGGGGUGGUCUCGGGCAUCAUGACAGUCAUUCUCAUCAUCCUCAUCGUCGUCAUGGCCCGUUACUGCCGCCCCAAGAACAAGAAUGGCUAUGAGGCAGGCAAGAAGGACCACGAGGACUUCUUCACCCCUCAGCAGCAUGACAAGGGCAAAAAGCCUAAGAAGGACAAGAAGAAUAAGAAGUCCAAACAGCCACUGUACAGCAGCAUCGUUACCAUUGAGGCCUCCAAGCCCAACGGCCAGCGCUACGAUGGUGUCAACGAGAAGCUGUCGGACAGCCCUGGGAUGGGCCGAUACCGGUCUGUUAACGGAGGGCCCGGGAGCCCGGAUCUGGCCCGGCACUACAAGUCCAGCUCGCCACUGCCCACGGUCCAGCUCCACCCCCAGUCACCCACGGCGGGGAAAAAGCAUCAGGCUGUUCAGGACCUGCCCCCUGCCAACACCUUCGUUGGCACCGGAGAUAACAUUUCCCUUGGAUCUGACCACUGCUCUGAGUAUAGCAGUCAAACCAUCAACAAGUACAACAAACAGCCGUUCCGCCGAGUGACCUUCUCGGUGGUGAGCCAGCCCCAAGACCCCCACCAGCAGGGAUCGCUGCAGAGCUGCUACGACAGCGGGCUGGAGGAGUCGGAGACACCCAGCAGCAAGGGCUCUUCGGGGGGCCCAAGGCUGGGUGCGCUGCCCCUGCCCGAGGACAGCUACGAGAGGACCACGCCGGAUGGCAGUGUCGGUGAGGCAGAGCAUAUGGAAAAUGACACCCGGCCCUUGCCCGACGUAGCCAUGACAGGCAAGUGCACUCGGGAAUGCGAUGAAUACGGCCACUCUGACUCCUGCUGGAUGCCUGUGCGCAUGUCGCCUGAGCGCCGGCCCAAGACAACCACAACCCAACAACCAAAGCUUUCCACCUUCAUGACUGGCGGUGGCAGCGGCAGCAGCCCUCCCGAGCAGCAGCAGCAGCAUCCUGGCAGCCAGGAAGCCCUGGCCGCCAUGUCCAAUGGAGACCCCUCCUCCCACGUGAUGCUGGGCAAUGACCGCAACCGCAACCUGCUCAACAAGAAGACAGCCUCCUCCUCCUCCUCCUACGAGGGCUUUGGCUCGCCCAGUUUUAGCCCACCGGGGGUUGAAGAGAGGGUGGUGGGUCACCCCAUUGAGGAGAUCCCUCUGGCCCCCACCGGGGAGUACAAGCCCUCACCCUGCGGCACGCUCACUCGCCGUGAGGUCUACCUGUGAGGGGGGCGGGGGAAGUAGCGCCAUGGUACAUAAACAUCAACAAUAUAGUAGGUUACCACAACGACAACAACUAAAGACACUUUUUACUGUACCAAAUGUACCUUGGCUGAGCAGGAAAGGUCCAAGGAUAACCCUUCUCCAAGACAACAACAACAACAACAUGAAACAAUGCUAAAAGCUACGUGGAUACAAGCAUAAUCCCUUUUAGAUUUCAGAUUCUGACCAUAUCCUGCAAGAGGAAGAAGAGGGUGGGGCUAUUGGUGGGACUCAAAGCGAGACAUUGGGUAACUGCUGCUGGCCGGCCAAUGGGAACAUUACUGCUGCCUGACCAACUCAUUUCCAUAAAACAUGCAUGCAUUAUCUCUCCCUGACCCCACCUCUUAAAGACUGUACUGUACAAAAGAGGAUCUUUCUUUAUUUUCCGCUCUUUUUCUAUAACUGUACUUGUGAACUAGUUUGAGUGUGGCAAUGAGAUGUGUGACAAAGGACCGAUGUCAUGCCUUUUGGGGACUUACUGACACUCCCACCCUCAUGCAAGCAUCAUAUAGCCUACAUACAGUAAUGUGUCAUAUAUCACAUCACGUGUCAUGACACCUUUGUGCUACUCACUCUGGAUUCUGGAUUCUGCAUUUCAACAGUUUAUGAUUCAAUGUUGCUUUCUCAUUCAAAAAGAGACCCAAACACAACCAAACAACAAUAGACUGCGAAGGCUACUAGCAUGGCAUCAUCGUUAACAUUUGGGAAAGACUAAGCUUUAACUUUCUGUCCUGUGGAUGAGACUGUGUGUAUCGCCUCAUUCAUAGGAGAAUAUAAUUAAGAAAAUGGACUAAAUGGAGCCAAUGUGGUUGGCAAUGUCCAAGCCACAGUAGUCCCUGACCCACAGGGUGAAUGAGGAAAUGAUGUCGAAGUAUGCUUAUUUACCAGUGUGCAUAUAAUACUCUCUUUGCCUCUUUCAUAGACACCUAUAGAAGUGAACAUUGGACAUAUACAUCGAUUCAGACCAAUACUUUAAAGCUCACUUUCCCCUUCUCUCUCUCUAUCUUUGGAUGGCCUGAAAGUUGAAGACAAAAAAUACAUUGGAGAUGCAAGUUUCUAUCUAGAACCAUGACCAAUCUGAACUGGUUGGCGGUCUUUGCUUGAGUUGCGUAAUAUGUUUGUACGUAGUUGUGCAUAUAUUGAUUCCUAUUCAGAUGAAAGUUUCCCACAGAGACAAGCAGACACAAAUUCACACAAAUCAAGACACAGCUAACAUGUCAUGGUAGAUUUGAGUUGAGUUAGUUGAGAAAAAUGCUGGGGAUGUAAAAGCAUGCAUGAUAGGGUAGGUUGAGCUGGUCGAGGAAAGCUAUGUUUUGACGUUUUUUCCGUUAACCUUAUUUUGUGUUAAGGUGUGUGCUAGAAUGAGCAAUAAAUACCAUAUUGUACACAACACUGACAUGACCACACUCUCUAUCACAUAAUGGUAAGAUUAGUACUCUAACAAGGUCCAUGUUCAACUACCCAGAUGUCACCAGUGGUGGAAGUACAUUUCCAUACGGCACAUCUCAAUGAAUUACAAUCGAAAAUACCUAUUGAUGUACAGUUACAAAGAGGCGUGGGGAAAAAGACACCAGUUUAGCAUCUUACAAGUUAGUAUGUGAGAGAAACCAAAGCAUAGGAAACAACAAACUGGCAUGAAGGUACAUGGGAGAAACUACAGUACUACUACAAGUUGCUUUAAAUACAUGCAUAUGUGUAAGUGUAUAGUGAGAGCAUAGGUUGAAUUGAGCACGGGUGCGACGUGUAGGCAAACGUGUAGGCAUGUAGGCAAACUAUUUUGGACAACCACAUACACACAGAAACACACACAAUAUGAAGACAUUGUGCCUCCUUACCCAUCGCUAGUGGUCUUUUUCACUGGUGAGUAGGCACAAGGUCUUGCCACCAUAACCGAGCAAAAGAAUAUCAGAUAAAUAUCAGAUGCAAUGGGAACCCUUUUGUAUGUUAGCUAACCCUUUGGUUCAAAACAGACUGCUUUUUGGCAGUCCACCAAUCUGUAAGUACUACUUGUCGUUCAAAGAAGUGUUCCUAUGCUUAUAAACGGUAUACAUACGUACUUUUUAUUGCAUGUUUAAAGGGAAUUUACUUACUCAGAAGGAGAAAAACAAAUUAAUGGAAAAUACACAAAAAAAACUUACCCUGUGAACAUGGAUGUCCAUCUUGUUGCUUGCUUUUGUUAUACCUAAACUGACAUUAGCCAUGUAGUAUGUAUGACUUAGUAUAUCAGUUUGAGGAGGAAGAAAUGUAUGUUUAUUUAGCAUAUUUCUUUAACUUUCCAUCAUAUUUCUUUGAUUGUUUCUUUCAUUCCUGUCAGACAAAUUUCCAGACCGUUCCCCAUUCCACUGAACAAACCUUACAGUUAUAACACACCUUCAGUUCAAGGUUGCUCACCUGUAAUGUCUGAACUUACAUAGUACAGUAAGACGAUUUGCAACUUUGUACUGGCAUUGCAUUUCCAUCCCCCUUUUUCUCUCUCUCUUUUUUUUCUAUUUGAUAUACAGAACCUUGGAAAUAAUCAUCUUUAUGUGUUUUAUUUUUUUGUCAUAUUUUCUGUUGACAAUUUGUAUAUUUAGAGUGCUUCUGUAAAAAAGAAAAAUGUAAAAAAAAACUAAACUAUAGAGUGAAUUCAAAAUAUGCAAUUGUGCCUUUUUAUACCAAUUGGUAUGAUUCAAUGUUGGUUUGGAAUAGUACAAAACCAGUUAUGCUGACAUGCUUUCUAAAAGUAGUGGGGAUGGUAUUUAUGUCAAAUAUUAAAUAACUCCUGAAGAUUCUUAUACGAUAGAGGAAAAAUACAAUGACUUUCUGGCUUCUCCGGAUGUGACCAGUCAAAUGUCGGUAAAAGCCUGAUACAGUAGAUACAGUGUGGUACAUUGAUACAGAGUGGUCUUGAUGUGGUCUUUAUGUGGAAUGUUCAAGGUAUGAAUCUCCAUUCCUAGCAGUGUGGUUUCACCAAAUUACAACUUUUUGUACUGCUUAAUAUUAGUAAUAAUGACAAUAUAUUCUAACUAUUAUUAUCCUAUGGUGUUCUGCUAAUGUACAUGUUCAGUGCAACAACCUUAUGUGCAUGAAACACUCUUUCGGAUUAAACACAUUGGAGCUGGUAGAAGAAAAACUUUGAGACAUUUGACUGUUCAGGAUGCGAGGAAGCCUGGAAUUGCUAAUAUGGAGGUUGAAAAAAGUUGCAAGGUAGAGAUGCUGACAGAAUACACACCUCAGGAUGUACAGCAACCCCUAAUACACACUCACAAACACACAUUUACAACACAUACAUUACAAAAAAAGUCAACAAAGUAUUGGAAACAACAGAGAAGUAGUGUAGUAGGUUCUCGUUGCGUUGUAACAUAAAGGAAAUUGCAUGUCUUUUCGAGAAAGACCGAGAAAGGGAUAUAGAGGGAGGUAAGUGUUAUGAGCUUUUUUGAUUAACUCUUUACUCAAACAUUCAAUAUGCUACUUGUGCUUACUACUGAAUGUACAAUAUUAUCUGAUAGAAAAGAAACAGGGAGAAAAUAAAUUGUCUUUCCUUGACCUGGUAAUCCACAGAUGACUGUCAAGGUUGGUUUUUAGAAAAAUAUUUAAAAAAGUAUAUUUUUGCUACCUGAGGUGUAUGUUUAGUCAGCUCUCUCUUCUAUUAGUUGUUCAGCAUUCACAGUCUGUGAUGAAAUUUGUGAUAUUAACCAUAAACUAUUUGUCCUGCGACUUGGAUGUUGAUAUGGAAAUUGAGGAAACAGUUUAUCAUUGUUUAUUAUGAUUCACUAUGCACGCAGCUUAGCUGAACAUGGCAAAAUGUAUUGAACGCAAGCCCACUUCUAUUUAUGGAAUCUUUUACAUAAUGUAAUUUGCUUUUGUACAGGUUUCUGUAAAUAAACUGCUUGUCAUUUUCGUCUGUGCAGAAAUUAAAAUAUAACAUGGUAAAACUAUAUGGUA
Molecule: messenger RNA, 8483 nt
Organism: Oncorhynchus mykiss (rainbow trout)
Lineage: Eukaryota; Metazoa; Chordata; Actinopteri; Salmoniformes; Salmonidae
Product: protocadherin-7
Biological process (GO): homophilic cell-cell adhesion
Cellular component (GO): plasma membrane
Molecular function (GO): calcium ion binding
Source: RefSeq, a predicted model, not a curated record